This is a messenger RNA of Dreissena polymorpha, 8077 nucleotides long. Its product is annotated as 70 kDa neurofilament protein-like. The record is from RefSeq and is a predicted model, not a curated record. Bases 2777 to 5560 code for a protein of 927 amino acids. NCBI's taxonomy places the organism in Eukaryota, Metazoa, Mollusca, Bivalvia, Myida, Dreissenidae. The transcript is spliced from 5 exons.
UCCGGCGCAUAAGAGAAUGGAAGUUUUUAUUAGUGGUGGUAGUGGUUUUGGCGGAAGUGCCGCUGUCGACAGCAGCGGGGGGAAACCCUCUGCUGCUGAGGCCGAUAAAGAAGAUGAGGAUGUACAUCCAUCCGAGUCUUAAAAAUUCUUACACAAUUUAGGCUAUUUUCAUUGUUUAGAUGUAAUAAGAUAUUGUGUAGUUGUUUGCACAUUUUUGUCUUAGGUAGAUAUUAACAAAUUAAAUAUGCUGAAUCUGGCUUGAUGAACUCCUUGCAUAAUGCUCUUAUUUGCGUGUAUAAUGAACCUGUCAUGUAUUUCACGUUCACUUAUAAUGAGUCUAAUUUGUAUUUGAUUCAGGAUAACCUUUGUUUGUAUAUUUUAAAUUAUCAUACUCCUACCACGUGUGACUGUUACCCCAGAAUGGCGCAUGCUAUCCGCUUAAAAAUAACGCUACAUGAAAGUUUCUCCUGUAAUUUAUAAAAAAAGUAUUACAAGCUGUCGUUUUUACGAUAUAUUAACACUAUGUUCAUAACUAUUUAAGCAAACGCUUAUCGCUUUAAAUGCAAGUUAAACUAUACUAAAACAUGUAUUGUGUCACGAGUGGUGGUCUAUGGUAAUUUCCUUCGUCUACAGCGGGUUCCAUCUCACACCUGCCCCAAUCCCCACAUAGAAAUCACUGUCGUUUCAAGCUAGCCAUCACAAAUGGGUUCUCGAACUCGUUAAGCCGCGGUCGGUAAAAACUGCGCUUAACCCAUUUAUGCCAAGUGGACUCUCCCAUCCUUCUAAAUUAAGGGAUGUCUAGUAUAUGUAUUUCUAUAUUUAGAAUAUUUGUUACAGAAUUCCUUUAAGCAAACAGCGCAGACCCUGAUGAGACGCCGCAUCAUGCGGCGUCUCAUCUGGGUCUACGCUGUUUGCCAAGGCCCUUAUUCUAGACGCUAGGCAUAGAUGGGUUAGUGGAUGUGCGUCAAGUUUCAGCCCAUAAUGGAAUUGCAGUCCGCACAGGCUUAUUAGGGACGAAACUUUCCGUUUUUAUGGAACUUUCCGUUUAAAUGACGUCUCUUCUAAACAAAACUGCAGUUCAUGCUGAAAGUGUUGUCCCAAAUAAGCAUGUGCGGGCUGCUCAGGCUUACCUGGGAUGACACUUUCCGCACAUAUAUUAAGCCCAGCUUUCACAGAACGCGGCUCCAUCAGUCUAGACCUUACAUGCUUUAUAGCCACAAACUUAAGCUCCAGGAUUCACUCAUUUUCACAAUGGGAAUGGAGAUAUACAUCAAAGUUCACUCGUUGGUACUUUAUCAAAUGAGUUUAAUAAUUGUGUUAGAUGGAGAGACUUUAUCGAGUUUGUUUUCGCAUUUCGUGGACGAGUUUAAUUUACAAAAGAUGUACGAAUGGACAAAGUGCCCAAUCACAGUAUAUUACUACCAAACAUAUAAUAAUGUCAAAACUCUUAUUUUAUAGACUUCAUUUAAUGGAGAAAUACAACUGUAUAUAUCCACUUCAACUGUGAAUUUGAGUGUCGUUGAAUGUCCGUUGUUGUGAUGCGUUGCAGGACAAUUUGUACACUGCUCGGUACCUAGAACUUGAUCAUGAACAUUUGAAACGGAUAUUGAUUAUCCAAGCAUAAGCAUAUUUUCUUUGCUUUCCUUUUGUAGCGAAUUAGUGUUAAAAGUAUAUACGACAGCCUUGUUUAUGAAGGAUCCGCCUAUAAGUAGUGAUAGUCAACACAACUUUUUGUAUCACAUCUUUACUGCAUUUGAUGUUGCUGAAGCAUUGAGUUUUAUUGUGAUUCUUAUGUACACCUAGUAAUUGUUUUAUUUGUAGGUGUACACUUUACAUUGUCCUCAAAUGGUAAUCUCACAUGCAGUCGGUUAUCAAUGUGUUCCAUAACAAUGUUAAAUAACUGCCAUUUUACACUGUCUAGCAUACUUAAACAUGAUUAUAAAGACAAUCAAUGUUUUAAUACACCGCCUUGAUAAAACAAAGUAAUAGUUGUUUCAAUGGUUGUUAAAAACGCUGCAAUAAACUCAGCGUGUAUUUGUAUCAUGACUCAUUAUUUCAUUGUAUUGUACCAUUACGUGUCCAUGUACCACUGAUUUACUCUCAUCAUACAUUGCGCAUCUGAUGAGUGUUGGGAAGACUAGAAAGUGUAGUAUUUGUUAACUUGACAGGCCAGAUUGGAGGUCUCGGGCAAGUUUGAUUAUGUACAGAGAUGCAUUUAGACCUAGAUCUACUUACGAAAAACCUGAAACACAAAAAUCGGAAUCAGAUCAGGACUCAGUUGAAGCCAAGGUUGCACACGUUGAAGCAAGCGUUGUGGAAUCGGACAUUCGCGGCAUUAGUCCAAACACGGCCGAAGCAGAUUCGGCGGAGGUGUCGGACCAUGAUGUAGUAUCACCAAAAGAUGAACUUAAAUUAGAUGAGGUUGUACCGAUGGAUUCUGAAAUGAACCAAACUGAAGAGACCGAAGAAGUUGUGGAAAACAUAGACGCUAAUAAGGGAAUCAGAAGGAGAUAAUGCUGUAGAACAACCGCAAUCACCUGUAGAACAUCCAGUUGUCGUGAAAAGGGAGGUUGAGAAAAUUGAAAGCCGGUCCAAGGACCAAACCGAUGGUUCACUUACACCAUCUCCAGUUAAACAAAAGAAUUUAAUAAGCGAUGUCCAGGAGGACAUUGACAUUGACUCGGAAAAAGAUCAAGGAACUGGUCAAGAUUAUAUUGACAAUGAAGGCAUAAUUGAUAAAACAUCAGAUGAACCUGAUUCGAAUGCUAGAAAUGAUAUGAUUGCUGAAGAUAACUUAAUUGAGCCUGAAGAACAUUUGACAUUGUCAAGCACCGCUGAUACUGGAGCUCUUGCGAUGGAAGAAGAUGUAGCUCGAGACAAUGAAGAAAACGAUCAGAAUAAUGUCACAGAAGAAGCAAUGGUGACACCAACCUUGGAAGAUAUGAGAGAUGAAGCGAUCACUAAAGUUGCAGAAGAAGAAACGGAAAACAAACCCACAGAAGAAAGUGUAGCUAUAACAGAUUCGUUCGACGAAUUAAAAAGCGUACAAAACGAAAAUGAAGGUGACAUUGAAACACAUUCACUGACUGACAUUGAAAGCAAUACACAAAAUAGUGUUCAAGAGCGUGAGACUACUGUCACAGAGAACACAGAAGAUAAAGUUCUUGAAAGUGUUCCACAGACAGAAAUUGUUGAGGAAAGAAUAACUCAGCUGCCUGCUGAAAUUGAAAUGUCUCCAACGAAAGAACUUCCAGAUUUUGCAUUUGUUGAAGGCAGUGUGGCUGGACCUAUCGAAGACGAAGAAAUGGAAGCUGAUAAAGAAGAGCGUAAGUCUAAUAUUGACGAAGAUGCACUAAGGGAGGAUGAAAACAUGGGAAGUCAAUUAUUACAAUCAUCUGAUGAUCAAACCGUUUGUCAAUCAACGGAGAGUCCUCAAAAUAAUGACAAUCCAAUAUCGACUGAGCCUUUGGAAACCCAAGACCCCGAAAUACAAACUGCAGAAAUCCAAACACACUCUGAAACUCCUCCGCCAACUCCAGAAAUUGAUGAUACUGUCCCACUGCAUGACGAGGAAGAAGAGAAAGGCAUGAGCGAAAGUAGAUCAAACAACGCUAAGGAAACCGACCAUGACAUAGAAACUGAGCAAAAUGUUGUGGCGGAAACAUAUAUUGAAGACGAAUCUAUGGCACAGUCUGCAGCUAUUGAGUCUGAAAUCAAUGAAGGAGGUGAAAACGAAAAGAACGACGAGGAAGUAAUUCCCGAUUCUGAAACACCUGUUGAAUCAGGAGAAAAUGGAUUAACUGCAGAGUUAGCCGCACCUGAUACAGCGCAUGAAGACCAUUCUACAAAAAGUGAGCAGGAACUGGAACAAACUCAAUCUUAUUCAAAGGAGGAAUCAGAAACUGUAUUAGAGCAACAAGAUUCCAACGAAGAGCCACAAUCAUCUGAAGAAGCCGUUAAAGGUUCAGAACAUGAUAUACAAUCACAAGAUACAAUAGCUGAAAAGGAAAUGAGCGAGGAACUGAAAUUAGAUGCAGCUGAAGAUAAUACAAAAUCAGAAACAGAAGAAAUUGAUCAUGAUACUGAAAGGCAUGAAGACAAUGCAGACUCUGAAAAUGUCGACACGAAUUCAAUGCCACAAGAAAUUAUCAUAGAACAGGACUCAACAAUUUCACAAGAUGAUGUUAAGGGCGUUGAAUCUGAAUUAGAGCCAGAAUCAAAACAAAACGGUGAUAUAGAUACAAUUGUGGAAAAGUCGGACACAACAGAAGAAAUUGAACAUGAUACUGAAAGGCAUGAAAACAAUGCAGACUCUGAAAAUGUCGACACGAAUUCAUUGCCACAAGAAAUUAUCAUUGAACAGGACUCAACAAUUUCACAAGAUUAUGUUAAGGGCGUUGAAUCUGAAUUAGAGCCAGAAUCAAAACAAAACGGUGAUAGAGAUACAAUUGUGGAAAAGUCGGACACAACAGAAGAAAUUGAUCAUGAUAUUGAUAGGCAUGAAGACAAUGCAGACUCUGAAAAUGUCGACACGAAUUUAUUGCCACAAGAAAUUAUCAUUGAACAGGACUCAACAAUUUCACAAGAUGAUGUUAAGGGCGUUGAAUCUGAAUUAGAGCCAGAAUCAAAACAAAAAGGUGAUAUAGAUACAAUUGUGGAAAAGUCGGACACAGAUAAUGAUAAAAUUGAAUCAGUUGAUCAAAGUUCAGGUGUAUCUCACGAUACCAUUUUUGCCGAACAGACAACAGAUAAAGAUUUUGACGAAAAUGUAUUAAGUGGUGAUAUUGAAAGUUCAGAAAUCGCACCUGAAAGCCGAAUUUCUUUACCAGACAAGAAUAUUGAUCAAACGGAAGAUUCGCACGAAGAUUUAUGUGAGAAAUCGGACGAAAAUGCGAUAUUUAAUACCGACAUUCAACAAUCUGAAUCCGAAAAUAACGCAAUAGAACCAAUUACGAAAGAAGACGAUAACUCAGUUGUUGAAACAGUGCUCAAAGCUGACAUUGACCAGGACCAAUCAGAGACGCUGAAGGACGGUGAAGUGAACGAAAUGGCAACUGUCAAUGGCAUACACGAUGAACGUCUGGAUAUGGAUCAGAUUGAUACGCCAGAAGACCAGAGAAUAGAGCAGGCGCCUCAGUCUGGAGAUGACUCGCAGGUGAGCAUGAAGAUGAUGCGUGGUGAGGUGUCGGCCAAGACAACGUACCAGCGCACAUCCACGGGACCCAUUGCCAUCAGCGAGGUCAGCCCCGAAGGCAAGUUCAUCAUGCUGGAAAACACCUCGUCUGGACCCAACAGGAAGGACGUGAAUCUCGACGGCUGGAAGCUGAGAAGGACCGUGGACGGCAAGAGGGACUACAUCUACAACUUCAGAAACUUCACACUCAAGGCUGGAAAGAAAGUCAAGAUCCUGGCCCGUGGGCACGCCGCUGAGGCCGGGCUCAAUGACCUGGUGUUCCGGGAGGAGGAAAACUGGGGAGUCGGCUCCCAGGUUACCACAACCCUCAUCAACGACAAGGAUGAGGAGAAGGCCAGCCAUGUCCAGAAGACCAAUUACAAUUAAAUGUCUAAUGGGAGGCUAACAAAGCAUGAUAGGUCAUAGGUGAAAUAAUAUUCAAAUUGACAUUUAACUGAAUCUAAAUAGCUACCAACUGAUGCCAAAGCAAGACGAAAUUUGACACAUUUGCCAACGAGAAGAAUCUUUACAUUUUGGUAAAUGAAACAAACACCGAAUAGUUAAUAUGAAAUCAAUCCUUCUAUUUUCUGAAACGUGAAAAAUGAAAUGAAACAUGAAUAUCUGCGAUAAAUGAAUGUACAAAGCAUGAAAAAUAUAACAGAAAGUGCAACCACCCGCACGGCAAAUGUGCAGAAAACGAGUUCAUCUACAUUAGUGUUUUUUCACAAUGCUGUUAAAUAUUUUUUUCUCAAUUUAGCUGUAUAAAUAUUAUUUAAAUAUUUUAUAGACACAAGUACGUUGACACGAUACCAAUUGCACAGACGUAUAUUUGUCUGAGUUUUACCCCUAGUAUUUAGCCGUGCUGCACACUAUAUAGGAAUGAUGAACCCAGCACCGUUGUGAGAUUAUCAUAUGAGGUUGCCAUCUACCAUAACGUAGUAAUUAAAUAAACAACAGUCUUUAAAGUCUUUAGUAAUGAAAUCUGCAUCUAUUCAUUAUAUCGUGUUUAUCCAAAUGUUUGCUGUGGAUUUGACACAGUCGUUUUAUUCUCCGAUAUUGUUUACAUAUCAUUAGCGUUCGCGACUAGUCGAGACGGUUUUUCAAACGCCGGAAAGUUGGUCACUGGGAGGCAAAUAUUUAAUAACAAUUUGUUUUCGAAUAUUUAUAUUUGAUUUCUUUUUUUUCUGGACGCAUGUAGAAAGAACAUUUAUCAGUUGUUCUACUUAAUAUAAAAUCAUAUAUGAAAUAAUUUAUAUAUAUAUUUAUUAAUGACGGUUGUGAACAGAGAAUCAAACGAAAUAAUAGUGUAUACGGCAUAACUUUAUUCAUUAAUUGAUUUAUGUUUUAAAUCAUGUUUUCAUAAUUCCGUUUUUUAUUUAUUGUUUUUGCUUUGCUUUACAUAUAGUAUAUGUUUUAUAGAAGAAUCUCUUUGCUUAUAUUUAAUAAAUGCGUCCAUGAGAGUGUGAGAAAUCUCCCCAUUUUGGCACACAUAACUGAACAAGACUAAUCAUUCACAUUAACUCCAGGUGCCAUAAUUAUUUCCCUGUUGGAGAUAAUGUGAAUGAUAAUUCCCAAUGUAACGAUCAUACAAUAAAUAUUAAAAUAAGCGACACAAACCUACAUUGUUUUGAUCUAUAUAAGUAAAUACUAAUAUGGGUCACGAUUAAUCCACAUGUGUUCAUGGUCAUUUUAACACCAUGAUGCUUUUUAAGUAAUUAUGUUUCUGUCAGUUUUGCGUGAACAAAAUGGGUUGAAAACGUUCCAUUGGCAAUAUAGGUAAUUUUCAAUUCGCCAUUUGAACACGCAUAGAGUGAUGACCGUUUGAAAGGCAGUUGUCACAAAUGUUAGGACGCUCUAGGCCAUUUGAAACUAUCGCCAUUGCAUAUCGAAUGUUAGGGCCUUGCAAUUGCAAGAUUUAUCAAAGUGAAAAAAACUACGAGUGUGAUAAGUAUACUGCUUGCAAUUAAAUAAAAAACUUUCGUAUUUAUUUGUGAUGUCUGUUCAUAACAUUUCGAGCGGGCUUUUCGAAGAGGUAAACAGCAGAAAUAGGACUAAUUGAUGUGCUGGCAUACUGUAUCGUCUUGCAAUAAGGACUAUAUCUAAUCCGUCUGAAAUUGUUCGUGCCGCACGUAUUGUAUUCUUUCAGUAACUUUUGACUUACAACAAAGUCAUUUCAUAUACGUGUGACAUAAUGUUCUUAAGGUUCGUUAGCUGUACCUUUACCAUUUAAAAGUUUCAAAUUUUUACAGGCAGUUUUCAGUAAGCUUUUAUUGUUCCGUGAAUACAAACUGCGCUUUGUGAUAUUAAUUUUUUCAAUAAAUCAAGUUUAGAUAGGAUUUACUCAAUAAACUUAUGUGAUAAUAGUGUUAGAAUUAUUUAAAUCUUCAAUAUUUUGGCCUGUUAUUUUGUUGUUACCUCUAACUAGAAAAAAUGUUGUGAUUUUUCUAAAGUGAUAUUGUUUUUUAUGCAAUUUGUGUUGCUCUGUUUUCAUCAAUGUAUACACAGAUUUUAAUCCUUGUGAUUAAUUAGUAUUGUUUUAUUGGUGUUGUUUAUCCUUUUGGUCUACGUUGUAUCUAGCAGAUUUUAGAUGCACAUUUAUAUCACUGUAAUUUCUCAAAGUGUUAAAAUGUUAUGCUUGGAACUCCGCGUCCAGGCGUGAGAGAUAAGCAAUGUCAAUACAAUAAUGGACUGCGCUGUUGAAAAAAGGAAACUGUUGACACAAUUUAUUGUUUUGAUAGGUUCCAAAAGUAAAUCACUGAAAACGCAAUGUUAAACACGAGCCAGUUUGUAUUAUCUGUGUUGAUUGUCUGAACCUGCUGUUUGCUUAACAAGUCUAGAAACAGCCACUAGAAUGAGUUUUGUACUACUUUACGCAUUUCAUGAGUAAUAAAGCUUUAAAUGUUA